AUGGCGGAUGCGGCUGCUAGGCAGCUGCAAUACGAGUACAAAGCUAACUCAAACCUCGUAUUACAAGCUGAUGUUCGUCUUAUUGAACGUCGUGGUCGCGAUGAGGCGACCGGUGAAGUAUUGUCAUUAUCUGGGAAGUUAACUGGGACGCGUAUGGGAGAUAGGGCGCAAAGAACAAAACCAGAUAAAGCUGAAGAAAGGAAGGCUAAACGUCAAAAGCGAGAUGAAGCUUCCUAUGAGUUAUCCAAAUCAAAGUCCAAAGUGGCAUGGGCAGAUGAUACCCCAGCAGGUGUAUUGUACAGACCAAGAGCCCAACACACCAGGCAUGCAUAUGAACUGCUGUUAUCAUUCAUGCAAGGAUCGUUGGGUGAUCAACCGAGAGAUAUAUUGUGUGGAGCUUGUGAUGAGGUAUUAGUGGUUCUCAAGAAUGACAAACUAAAGGACCCUGAACGGAAGAAGGAAAUUGAAAUGCUCCUGGGACCCAUUCCAGAUGAAAGAUUUGCAUUAUUAGUUAAUUUAGGUAAGAAAAUUACAGACUUCACAAUCAGUACAUCGGGUGAAGGUAACAGUGAAAUAGAUGAGACAUACGGCAUCAAUGUGCAGUUUGAAGAAUCCUCUGAAGAAGAUGAUGAAGAUGCGUAUGGAGAGGUCCAUGACGAAGAGAAGGAAGAUGGUGAUGUGUCAGAGGCAGAAGGUGGAAAGGAGAGUUCCGGAGAGGACAGUGACGGAGAAGGGAAGAAGAAUGCUAUACAUGCUAAUUUAUCAGAAGAGCAGUCGGCUAUGAACAAGCGACGUGAUACGGUUUUGCACGCGAUGGACAUAGAUGCCUACUGGCUACAGAGGAGACUGUCCCGCCAUUUUCCGGAUGCGAUGGUUUCUCAGGCAAAAUCAUCAGAAGUUCUAAAAGCAUUAGCGGAGGCAGCGGAUGACAGGGACCUGGAGAACAGGCUUGUGCUGCUGCUCGGCUAUGACUGCUUUGACCUGGUGAAAGUUCUCAACAAGUAUAGAUAUACUGUGCUGUACUGCACGCGGCUGGCGGCGUCGCAGUCGGAGAGCGAGCGCGCCGCCAUCCGCGAGGAGAUGUCGCGCGCGCCGCGCCUGCAGCGCGUGCUGGCGCAGCUCGACACCGGCCGCGGCGACGACGACGCGCCCCCAGACGCGACGUCAGAACAGUCAGAACAACCCCGCAAGCGUCACAAGCCAGGUCAAGAGCAGCCCAACUGGGGUGGCAAUGUCAGUGGCAACAGGAAGAUGCUGCAGCUCGAGGAGCUGGUCUUCGCGGCAGGCUCGCACCUGAUGGCCAACAAGCGGUGUCAGCUGCCUCCUGGCUCGUUCAGGAAACAGAGGAAAGGCUACGAAGAAGUGCACGUGCCUGCCCUCAAACCCAAGCCGUUCGAGGACAAUGAGACAUUAGUCCCUAUAGAGAAGCUGCCCAAGUACGUGCAACCAGCUUUUGAGGGAUUUAAGACUUUGAAUAGGAUUCAGAGCCGCAUCUGCCCGGCGGCGCUGGAGUCGGACGAGAACCUGCUGGUGUGCGCGCCCACGGGCGCCGGCAAGACCAACGUGGCGCUGCUGUGCGCGCUGCGCGAGCUCGGCCGCCACGUCAACGCCGACGGCUCCGUCAACGCGCACGACUUCAAGAUCAUCUACGUGGCGCCCAUGCGCUCGCUCGUGCAGGAGAUGGUGGGCAACUUCAGCAAACGCCUGGCUGCCUACAACAUUAAGGUGUCAGAGCUGACCGGAGACCACCAGCUCACCAGGGAACAGAUUGAUGCCACACAACUCAUUGUGUGCACACCGGAGAAGUGGGAUAUUGUUACACGGAAAGGUGGCGAGAGGUCGUUCACGAACCUGGUGCGGCUCAUCAUCAUCGACGAGAUCCACCUCCUGCACGACGAGCGCGGGCCGGUGCUGGAGGCGCUGGUGGCGCGCACGCUGCGCACCGUCGAGCACACGCAGGAGCAGGUGCGUCUGGUGGGACUCUCAGCUACACUCCCCAACUACACGGACGUGGCCGCCUUUUUGAGAGUCAAACCGGAGAAGGGACUGUUCUAUUUCGAUAACUCGUUCAGACCGGUAGCCCUGGAGCAGCAGUAUAUAGGUGUGACGGAGAAGAAGGCGCUUAAGAGGUUCCAGGUGAUGAACGACAUCGUGUACGAGAAGGCGAUGGAACAUGCUGGAAGGAAUCAGAUCUUGGUGUUCGUUCACUCCCGCAAGGAGACGGGCAAGACGGCGCGCGCCAUACGCGACAUGUGCCUCGAGAAGGACACGCUCGGACAGUUUUUGAGAGAGGGCUCGGCUAGUGUAGAAGUGCUAAGAACAGAAGCGGAGCAGGUGAAGAACCCCGAGCUCCGGGAGCUGCUGCCGUACGGCUUCGCCAUCCACCACGCCGGCAUGAGCCGCGUGGACAGGACCCUGGUCGAGGACUUGUUCGCUGAUAGGCAUAUACAGGUGCUGGUGUCGACGGCGACGCUGGCGUGGGGCGUGAACCUGCCGGCGCACACGGUGGUGGUGAAGGGCACGCAGGUGUACGCGCCCGAGCGCGGGCGCUGGGCGGAGCUGGGCGCGCUCGACGUGCUGCAGAUGCUGGGCCGCGCCGGCCGCCCGCAGUACGACACCAAGGGGGAGGGUAUCCUCAUAACGAACCACUCCGAGCUGCAGUACUACCUCUCCCUCCUCAACCAGCAACUGCCCAUAGAGUCCCAGCUCAUUAGCAAGCUGCCGGACACUCUCAAUGCGGAGAUAGUCCUGGGUUCAGUGCAGAGUGUACGCGAUGCUGUCACUUGGUUGGGUUAUACAUAUCUGUACAUAAGGAUGCUGCGUCAGCCAGCACUGUAUGGAAUUUCCCCGGAGAAGUUACAAGAGGACCCACUUUUGGAGCUGCAUAGAGCUGAUCUCGUCCAUACUGCCGCGUGUUUGUUGGAUAAGGCGGGGCUCAUCAAGUACGAGCGCAAGUCGGGGCACUUCCAGGCCACGGAGCUGGGCCGCAUCGCGUCGCACUACUACUGCACGCACGAGACCAUGCAGACCUACAACCAGCUGCUGAAGCCCACGCUGGCCGAGAUCGAGCUGUUCCGCGUGUUCAGCCUCUCCUCCGAGUUCAAGCACAUUGCCGUGCGCGACGAGGAGAAGCUGGAGCUGCACAAGCUCAUGGAGAGGGUGCCGAUCCCAAUAAAGGAGAGCAUAGAGGAGCCCUCCGCGAAGAUCAACGUGCUGCUGCAGGCGUACAUCUCGCAGCUGAAGCUGGAGGGGUUCGCGCUGAUGGCCGACAUGGUGUACGUCACGCAGUCCGCCUGCCGGCUGCUCAGGGCUAUAUUCGAGAUUGUUCUGCACAGGGGCUGGGCUCAGCUAGUGGACAAAACGCUGGCGCUGUGCAAGAUGGUGGACCGCCGCAUGUGGCAGUCCAUGUCGCCGUUGAGGCAGUUCAGAAAAAUGCCGGAAGAGGUAAUAAAGAAGCUGGAAAAGAAGAACUUCCCGUGGGAGAAGCUGUACGAGCUGGGGCCCAACGAGAUCGGCGAGCUGGUGAGGGCCCCGAAGCUGGGCAAGAUGAUCCACAAGUACGUGCACCAGUUCCCCAAGCUGGAGCUCAGCACGCACAUCCAGCCCGUCACGCGCUCCACGCUCCGCGUCGAGCUCACCAUCACGCCCGACUUCCAGUGGGAUGAGAAGGUCCACGGCCAAUCAGAAGCCUUUUGGAUUCUAGUGGAAGAUGUCGACUCAGAGGUGAUCCUCCACCACGAGUACUUCUUGCUGAAGCAGAAGUACUGCAGAGACGAGCACCAUGUGAAGCUGUUCGUGCCGGUCUUCGAACCGCUGCCUCCUCAGUACUUCUUGAGAGUGGUCUCUGAUAGAUGGAUAGCAGCAGAGACCCAGCUGCCGGUCUCGUUCAGACACCUGAUCCUGCCGGAGAAGAACUUGCCGCCCACGGAACUCCUCGACCUCCAGCCCCUGCCAAUAUCGGCGCUGCGGAACGCCAAAUACGAGGAGCUGUACGCCGAUGUGUUCCCUCAGUUCAAUCCAGUGCAGACGCAGGUGUUCAACGCGGUGUACAACUCGGACGACAACGUGUUCGUGGGCGCGCCGGCGGGCUCGGGCAAGUCCGUGGUGGCGGAGCUGGCGCUGCUGCGGCUGCUGGCCACCGCCGGCGCCGCCGCGCGCGCCGUGUACGUGCUGCCCAAGGACGCGCUGGCCGACAUCGUCUUCGCCGACUGGUACCAUAAGUUUGGCACCAGGUUCAAUUUGAAGGUCGUGCAACUGACCGGUGAGACGGCAACAGACCACAAGCUUCUGAACAAGGGGCAGAUCAUCAUCACGACGGCGGAGAAGUGGGAUGUUCUUUCUAGAAGAUGGAAGGUGCGCAAGAGCGUGCAGAGCGUGUCGCUGUUCAUCGUGGACGCGCUGCAGCUGCUGGGCGGCGAGGAGGGGCCCGUGCUCGAGGUGGUGUGCUCGCGCAUGCGCUACAUCGCCUCGCAGAUCGGGCGCCCCAUCCGCAUAGUGGCGCUGUCGCUGCCGCUGGCGGACGCGCGCGACGUGUGGCAGUGGCUCGGCUGCAACGCCAACUGCGCCUUCAACUUCCACCCGAGCGUGCGCCCCCUGCCGCUGGAGCUCCACGUGCAGGGCUUCAACAUCUCGCACGCGGCGUCGCGGCUGGCGGCCAUGACGAAGCCCAUCUACAGCGCGGUGGUGCGGCACGCGGGCGCGCGCCCCGCCGCCGUGUUCGUGCCGUCGCGCCGCCACGCGCGCCUGCUGGCCGCCGACCUGCUGGCGCUGGCCGCCGCCGCCGGCGCGCCCGCCCGCUUCCUGCGCGCCAAGCCGGACCACGUGCGCCCCUUCCUCGACAAGAUACAGGACAAGAUGCUCCGCGAGACGCUGUCGCUGGGCGUGGCGUACCUGCACUCGGGCGUGGCGAGCGGCGACCGGCGCGCGGCGCAGCAGCUGCUGGAGUCGGGCGCGGCGCAGCUGUGCGUGGUGGCCGCCGAGCUGGCCUUCGCCUUCGCCGCGCACGUGCACACCGUCAUCGUCGCCGACACACACGUGUACAACGGCAAGCUGCACAGCUACGAGCAGUACCCGAUCACGACGGUGCAGCAGAUGCUGGGGCGCGCGUGCCGCCCGCUGCAGGACGAGCACGCCGUGGCCGUGCUCAUGUGCGCGCAGCACCACAAGACCUUCUUCACCAAGCUGCUUAACGACUGUCUGCCGCUCGAGAGUCACUUGGACCACCGUCUCCACGACCACAUGAAUGCAGAGAUAGUGACCAAGACCAUCGAGAACAAGCAGGAUGCUGUGGACUAUCUCACGUGGACCUUCCUCUACCGACGUCUGACACAGAACCCCAAUUAUUAUAAUCUGCAAGGCGUUACUCACAGACAUCUGUCAGACCACCUGUCAGAGCUGGUGGAGACGACGCUGUCGGACCUGGAGCAGUCCAAGUGCAUAGCCAUAGAGGAUGACAUGGACGUGCAGCCCCUCAACUUGGGCAUGAUCGCCUCAUACUACUACAUCAACUAUACUACUAUUGAAUUAUUCAGUUUAUCAUUGACAUCAAAGACCAAGAUCCGCGGUCUGCUGGAGAUCAUCUCGUCCGCUGCGGAGUACUCGGAUCUCUGCAUCAGGCAUCGGGAGGAGAACAUCAUAAAGAAUCUAGCAGCCAAGGUGCCGCACAAGCCGACGUCGGCCAAGUUCAACGAGCCGCACGUGAAGGCGCACGUGCUGCUGCAGGCGCACCUGUCGCGCGCGCAGCUGCCCGCCGAGCUGCAGGCAGACACGCAGCUCGUGCUCACCAAGGCGAUCCGGCUGAUCCAGGCGUGCGUGGACGUGGUGUCGAGUAGCGGCUGGCUGUCGCCGGCCGUGGCGGCCAUGGAGCUGGCGCAGAUGGUGACGCAGGCCAUGUGGGCCAAGGACUCGUACCUGCGCCAGCUGCCGCACUUUACGCCGGAACUGGUGCAGCGCUGCGCCGACAAGGGCGUGGAGACGGUGUUCGACGUGAUGGAGCUGGAGGACUCGGCGCGCGCCAAGCUGCUGCAGCUGUCGCCGGCGGAGAUGGCGGACGUGGCCAGGUUCUGCAACCGGUACCCCAACGUGGAGCUCACUUAUCAGGUGAUGAACGAGCGCCGCCUGCGCGCCGGCAAGCCCAUCGUGGUGGAGGUGUCCCUCGAGAGGGAGGACGAGAUCGUGGGACCCGUCAUCGCGCCAUUUUUCCCGCAGAAACGCGAAGAAGGCUGGUGGGUGGUCAUCGGAGACCCAAAAACCAACACACUCCUAUCAAUCAAGCGGGUUUCCCUAGGAAGGUCAGCCAAAGUCCGGCUGGAUUUCGUCUGCGGGUCUCCUGGAAGGCACACCUACACCCUCUACUUCAUGUCAGACGCAUACCUCGGCGCUGAUCAGGAGUACAAGUUCAACGUGGAAGUUGAAGAAGCUGCCUCCGAGUCAAGUGACUCGGAC
This is a messenger RNA of Brenthis ino (lesser marbled fritillary), 6444 nucleotides long. NCBI's taxonomy places the organism in Eukaryota, Metazoa, Arthropoda, Insecta, Lepidoptera, Nymphalidae. The record is from the annotation of a GenBank genome assembly.